GUGAGCGCGGCGGACAUGGCGGCGGCGCGGCGGCUGCUGCCGCGCUGGGCGGGAUCGCUGCGGCCCGUGAGCUCCGCUGCGGCGGCGGGCGGGGCGUACCCGAAGCGAGUGAAGGUGGUGGAGGUGGGACCCCGCGACGGGCUCCAGAACGAGAAGAAUCUUGUGCCCACCUCAGUGAAGAUCAAUUUAAUCAACAUGCUGUCAGAGACAGGGCUGCAGGUCAUAGAGGCCACCAGCUUCGUGUCCCCCAAGUGGGUUCCUCAGAUGGCUGAUCACACCGAGGUCCUGCAGGGCAUCAACAAAUCCCCUGGCAUCAGUUACCCUGUGCUGACUCCAAACCUCAGGGGCUUCCAGGCAGCGGUGGCAGCAGGAGCCAAAGAGGUGUCGAUCUUUGGGGCUGCAUCUGAGCUGUUCACCCAGAAAAACAUCAACUGCUCCAUCGAGGAGAGCCUGGACAGGUUUGAAGAGGUCAUGAGGGCAGCGAGGGAAGCCAGCAUUCCUGUCAGGGGGUAUGUUUCCUGUGUCCUUGGAUGUCCCUAUGAAGGGAAGAUUUCUGCAGCUAAAGUUGCAGAGGUCUCCAAGAAGAUGUACUCCAUGGGGUGCUACGAGAUCUCGCUGGGGGACACCAUCGGCGUGGGCACCCCGGGCAGCAUGAGGGAGAUGCUGGCAGUGGUCAUGAAGGAGGUGCCCGUGGGGGCUCUGGCUGUGCACUGCCACGACACCUACGGACAGGCCCUGGCCAACAUCCUGGUGGCCCUGCAGAUGGGGGUGAGCGUGGUGGACGCCUCCGUGGCUGGCCUUGGGGGGUGUCCCUAUGCCCAGGGAGCCUCUGGGAACGUGGCCACAGAGGACUUGGUGUACAUGCUCAACGGGCUGGGCAUCCACACGGGGGUGGAUCUCCAGAAGCUGAUGGACACAGGCACCUUCAUCUGCAAUGCCCUGAACAGAAAAACCAAUUCCAAGGUGUCUCAGGCCUCCUGCAGACUGUGACACUGAGUGGGAUUUCUCCUUGGAGCAAGAAAUGGAGGAUCCAGCCCUGGCUGGGAUUCCUGUCUGACUUCCUGAGCUCAGCAUUUGAGAGGAAGCUCAAAAUCCACCAGAAUCAGGAAGAAGUGAGAGAAUAUCCUGUGAUACUUUGUUCUGUUGGACCUUGGGGCUGCCCCCGUGUGCCUUGGAGGGGCGGGGAGGGGCAGAGGAGAGCUCAGAGCAGAGCAGCAGCUCCUGCCUGCAGAGCCCAGGGCGAGCACAGCUUUAGCAGCUGGAGCCUGCCUGCAGCUCUGCCUGUCCCUCCCUCCCUCUCUGCCCUCCACAAACAGCCAAAGGCUGAGCCCAAACCCCCCUGGUGCUCCCCUGGGAUCCCUCAGGGCCGUGCUGCUGCACUGGGUAUCUGUUGUAAGAUACCUCAGCACACCAGGAGUAAUAAACACAUUAUUUAAUAAUCUGAA
This is a messenger RNA of Pyrgilauda ruficollis (rufous-necked snowfinch), 1445 nucleotides long. RefSeq names its product 3-hydroxy-3-methylglutaryl-CoA lyase (gene HMGCL). Lineage: Eukaryota; Metazoa; Chordata; Aves; Passeriformes; Passeridae. The record is from RefSeq and is a predicted model, not a curated record. The coding region runs from base 16 to 990 and encodes 324 amino acids. Gene Ontology annotation, molecular function: hydroxymethylglutaryl-CoA lyase activity. Gene Ontology annotation, biological process: ketone body biosynthetic process; L-leucine catabolic process. The transcript is spliced from 9 exons.